UUAUCCCUCACUAGUACAAUGGCUCUACGACCUUUAAUGAAGCUCCCAUGGUCUCAAGAACUGCAACCAUUACAGAUUCUUGAACUUCUUCUUCUUCUCUUCAUUCCUUCUUUAAUUAUUUUAAAGCUCACUAGAUCAACUAAGAAACCCAAAAAUUUGCCCCCAUCUCCACCAAAGCUUCCCUUUAUUGGAAACUUUCACCAGUUAGGGACACUCCCUCACAAAUCUCUUAGAGCACUUUCUCACAAAUAUGGUCCUCUCAUGCUCAUGCAAUUGGGUUCUUCUCCAACUGUUGUAGUUUCCUCUGCUGAGGUUCUUGAAGAGAUGAUAAAGUCUCAUGAUGUUGUGUUUUCAAGUAAGCCCAAAAUGGCUGUCGGCGAGAAGCUUUUCUAUGAAUGGAGCAAUAUUGGGUUUGCACCCUAUGGUGAGUAUUGGAGACAGGUAAGGAAGUUUUGUGCACUUGAGCUUUUAAGUGUUAAGAGGGUCCAAUCAUUCAAUUUUGUGAGGGAAGAAGAAGCUGAUAUCUUGAUUAAGAAGAUAAAUCAUUGUUGUCAAAUGGGUAAGUCAGUUAAUAUUACUGAUUUGCUACUAAUUGUAUCCAAUAACUUGAUCUCUAGAGCUGCUUUGGGUGGGAAAUAUGAAGGAGAAGACAAUAAUGAGGGCAAAGUAGCACAAAUAACUAGGGAAUUGGUAGCAAUCUUUGGAACAUUUUGUGUGAAAGACUUCUUUCCAUUGUUGGGUUGGAUUGAUAGACUCACCGGUUUGCAAGGAAAAAUAAACAAGACUUCCAAAAAGUUGGAUGCCUUCCUUGAUCAAGUCAUCCAUGAACAUCUCAUGGCCAAGAAGGAUGAUAAGCAAUCAAAUCAAGAAGACUUUGUGGGUCUUUUGCUCCAAGCUCAAAAGGACUCAACCUUUAACAUCUCCCUCACUCACAACAACAUCAAAGGAAUCCUUGUGGACAUGUUUGUUGCUGGAACUGACACAACAGCCAUAACUACUGAAUGGGCAAUGGCAGAGCUUAUUAGGAACCCAAGGGUGAUGAAGAAAGCACAAGAAGAGAUAAGAAGAGUGGUGGGGAAGAAAGCCAGGGUUGAAGAAGAUAACAUUUGUCAAAUGGACUUCUUAAAGUGUAUCAUUAAAGAAACACUAAGAUUGUAUCCUCCUGGGCCCUUGUUGACUCCAAGAGAAUGUACCAGAGAUACUGAUGUCAAAGGUUACCAUAUCCCUUCUAAGACAACAGUUUUUAUUAAUGCAUGGGCUAUACAGAGAGACCCCAAAUUAUGGGAUAAUCCAGAGGAGUUUAUGCCAGAGAGAUUUAUCAACAGCCCACUUGAUUUUAAAGGCCAAGACUUCAAAUACAUUCCUUUUGGCACAGGGCGAAGGAGUUGCCCAGGAAUGUCAUUUGCUUCAGCAUCCUCUGAGCUAAUUCUUGCCAACCUCUUAUAUUGGUUUGAUUGGGAGUUACCAGGAAAUGCCAAAAUAGAAGACUUGGACAUGGUUGAAGCUCCUGGGAUUGCACUCUACAAAAAACAUCCACUUAAUCUUCUUCCAAAAUCUUACCUUUCUUAAGCUUGUAAAAUCAGUAUUUAUGUAUUUUUAUUUGAAGAUUGUGGAUCAUCCUAUUGGUAUAGAAAAUCUAUAAUAUUCUAUAUAAAAUAAUGGGAUGAUCUGCUUUCCUUUGGUUGCAUCAUUUGUCUUAUUUUGUUUGAUUAGGAACAAAAAAGAUGUACAAUAGGUUCUUUAUAUGUUUGGUAUGGAAAUAAAAUAUUGAUUCAUCCUUGAUUUUGAUUUUGUUA
Messenger RNA from Macadamia integrifolia, 1796 nucleotides. Its product is annotated as cytochrome P450 71A1-like. Lineage: Eukaryota; Viridiplantae; Streptophyta; Magnoliopsida; Proteales; Proteaceae. The coding region runs from base 19 to 1569 and encodes 516 amino acids. The transcript has 2 exons. The record is from RefSeq and is a predicted model, not a curated record. Gene Ontology annotation, molecular function: heme binding; monooxygenase activity; oxidoreductase activity, acting on paired donors, with incorporation or reduction of molecular oxygen.